Molecule: messenger RNA, 1960 nt
Organism: Baudoinia panamericana UAMH 10762
Lineage: Eukaryota; Fungi; Ascomycota; Dothideomycetes; Mycosphaerellales; Teratosphaeriaceae
Exons: 4
Coding region: 122-1744 (540 amino acids)
Biological process (GO): transmembrane transport; carbohydrate transport
Cellular component (GO): membrane
Molecular function (GO): carbohydrate:proton symporter activity
Source: RefSeq, a predicted model, not a curated record
GGCUGCACGGUUUGUGAUGCAGAUAUAUCUUCCUUCGUCCCCGCUCUUCAAUUCUACACCACAUCGGUUUCACUCCCUAGUCUCAACUUGACAGCAUUGUCGUGAUACAUCGUUAAUCAUCAUGGGCCUACUCACACUUGUCGAGGACAGGCCAACGCCCAAGGCUGUCUACAACUGGAGGGUGUAUACCUGCGCCGCCAUUGCCUCUUUUGCAUCAUGCAUGAUCGGUUAUGACUCUGCGUUCAUUGGCACGACACUGGCACUCCCUGCUUUCACGAAAGAGUUCGGCUUUGCGAAGCUGUCGACCAGCGAGCUUGCUCUUGUUAAGGCGAACAUAGUCUCUGUCUACCAAGCAGGUGCCUUCUUCGGUUCCAUCUUCGCCUACGCAUCAGCAUACUUUCUCGGCCGUAAGCGCAGCCUAUGGCUCUGGUCAGUCAUCUUCAUCCUUGGUGCGGGAAUCAUGCUCGACGCCAGUGGCGCACACGGCCUCGGCCCCAUUUACGCUGGACGUGUCCUUGCUGGCAUGGGUGUUGGUGGAUGUUCUAUGAUCGUUCCUAUCUACAUAUCCGAGCUCAGCCCGCCCGCCGUUCGUGGUAGACUCGUCGGUAUUUACGAGCUUGGUUGGCAGAUUGGCGGCCUCGUCGGCUUUUGGAUCAACUACGGCCUUUCGGAGACAAUGAAGCCCAGUCACAGGCAGUGGCUUAUACCGUUCGCCGUUCAGCUCAUUCCAGCUGGUCUGCUCUUCAUUGGCGCCAUAUGGCUGCGAGAGUCGCCGCGUUGGCUGUUAUCCAAGAACAGGAGACAAGAAGCACUGAAGAACCUAAGCUGGAUUCGCAACCUCGAGGCAGAUGACUUGUAUAUCGUUGAGGAGGUCGCCUUCAUGGACCUUGCCCUCGAAGAGCAAGCUGCAACCAUUGGCAUCGGGUUCUGGAAGCCAUUCAAGGCCGUUGGCAGCAGUCGUGCAGUACAAUGGCGCUUCUUCCUCGGUGGCAUGCUUUUCCUAUGGCAGAAUGGUAGCGGCAUCAAUGCUAUCAACUACUACUCUCCUACUGUGUUCAGGUCGAUCGGUAUCGUUGGCACCAACACAAGCUUCUUCACUACCGGCCUCUUUGGCGUGGUAAAGACGGCACUCACCCUCGUCUGGCUCUUCUUCCUCAUCGACCGACUCGGCCGUCGUAACCUGCUCAUGAUUGGUGCUGCGGGAGGGAGUGUUUGCAUGUGGAUAAUUGGCGGCUACAUUAACGCCACCAACGUUGCAACGCACAAGACCACCCGCCUCGGACCUGGAGGCGUUGCAGCAGUGUUCUUCUUCUACCUCUGGACUGCUUUCUACACACCUUCAUGGAAUGGAACGCCAUGGGUGCUUAACAGCGAGAUGUUCGAUCAGAAUACUCGCAGCUUGGGUCAGGCAAACGCUGCAGCGAACAACUGGUUUUGGAACUUCAUCAUCUCCCGAUUCACGCCGCAGAUGUUUAAUACGAUGGGUCCAUCGGGCUGUGGCGUGUAUUACUUCUUCGCAUCGAUGAUGAUCCUUUCGAUUCCGUUCGUUUAUUUCCUUGUUCCGGAGACCAAAGGUAUCCCACUUGAGUCGAUGGACCGUCUCUUCCAGGUCAAGCCUGUUCGCAAGGCGCAUAGACAAAUUCAUGAGGAAGACAUGGCCCGAGAGGAAGAGUUCCGCCAUGAUGCGGAGGGUGCUGGGCUCAGCGUCGCAAAGGAGAAGCUCGAGCAUCAUGAGAAGGUAUGAAGAACAAAGGAUGAUUUGUAUAUACGGCGUGGAUUGUACAACUUCUGCAACAGAUAACCCGUUCACUGCCUGCUACAACGGGUGAUCCGUCUCCUGCCACCGCCUAAUGCAUGUUCUAUGUCAACAGGAACUUCAUAUAAAGACCAUGGCUAUGGAUUUAGAUAUCCACUGCAUUCCCAGAUGCUAUUGCUCGCUUGAUAGCGUCGCAGACGACUA